This is a messenger RNA of Syzygium oleosum, 1215 nucleotides long. RefSeq names its product pentatricopeptide repeat-containing protein At1g61870, mitochondrial-like. Bases 1 to 1215 code for a protein of 404 amino acids. Gene Ontology annotation, molecular function: protein binding. The record is from RefSeq and is a predicted model, not a curated record. The transcript has a single exon. NCBI's taxonomy places the organism in Eukaryota, Viridiplantae, Streptophyta, Magnoliopsida, Myrtales, Myrtaceae.
AUGGCGUCACUUCGCAACCACCCGCGACUCCGCAUUCCCAAAUCCCUCUUCUCCACCUCCGCUCAACCAUCUCCUCCGCCGACGCCGCCGCCAUUCCCUUCCUUCCGCGCCGUGAAGUCCGCCAUACUCGCCGAGUCGAACCCCGACAAGCUCGCCGAGCUGUUCGAGCGGUCCUCUCACUUCCCGACCUUCCGUCGCCACCGGCCUCUCUACCACCUCUCCUUCCAGAAGCUCGCCAAGGCGCGCCGGUUCGACCUGGUCGACCGCCUCGUCCUCCACCAGAUCGGCCAGAGCGGCGAUUCUCAGAGCUCGCUCAAGUCCGAGGGCUUCUGGAUUCGCCUCAUGAUGAUCUACUCGAGCGCUGGGAUGGUCGACGAAGCCAUGCGGACCUUCGACCGCGCCCGCGAAGGGAAGUGCUGCGAUAUCACCGAGAAAUCUCUCUGCGCCGUUCUCAGCGUCCAUCUGAACAACGGAUUGCUUGAUAAAGUUCACGGGUUGUUCGAGCAGUUGCCGCGCGAGCUCAGGGUGACGCCGACCGCCGUCGCGCACAAUCUGGUCCUGAAGGCGUUUGUCAAGGACAGCAACACCGACGCGGCUCGCGCCUGGAUCGCGGAAAUGGAGGAGAGGUACCAGGUGAAUCCCAACAUCGAUUCGUAUAACAUUUUGCUUGGUGCUUGCUUGAAGAGUGGGGACUUGAGUGCUUUCGACGGCGUAGUCAAGGAGAUUCUAGGGAAGGGCUUGGAGUGCAAUGUGACUGCUUAUAAUCUUAGGAUUGCGAGGCUGUGUAAGAGCAAGGAAUGCGCGAGGGCGAACAAGCUGUUGGCCGAGAUGGUUGCCAGAGGCGUGAAGCCGAACUCGGCUAGCUACGAUGCGGUCAUCGACGGGUUCGCCAGGCUGGGGGAUUUCGAAUCUGCUAGGAAGGUCUUGGAUAGCAUGGUCAAGGACGGGCGCGUCGCGCCUUGCUCGUUCACGUACUAUACCCUGCUUCGGAGCAUGGUGAGGGAGGGCGAGUUCGAAUCCGGGCUCGAGAUGUGCAGGGAGAUCAUCAAGAGGAGGUGGGUGCCUCCGUUCGAGGCGAUGCAGGGCCUCGUCGACGGGUUGCUGAAGAUGUCGAAAGGCGAGGAAGCUAAAGACAUUGUGGAGAAGAUGAAGGGGAGGCUUAAAGGGAACUCCUUGGAGUCCUGGGGAAAGAUUGAAGCUGCUCUUCCUCUGUGA